AUGGCCUCAGAUGCAGCUUCUAUGAUCACUGUUGGGGCUCUCAGCGCCAUAUUCGAUGAUAGUAAAGAAGAGGCUCGGGAGCCGAUCGUUCAAUGUGUCCAGGUCAAACCCCUACCACCACAGCCGAAUCACGAGGAACGGUAUCGAGCUGUGUUCAGCGAUGUUGCCAACUAUGUCCAGACCAUGCUUGCGACCCAGAUUAAUCAUGUGGUGACCAGCGGAUCCCUUCGAAAGGGGUGUUUUGUUCGGUUAAAAAGCUUCCAGGCAAACUCUGUCAAAGGGAAAAAGAUUUUGAUUGUCUUGGACCUGGAAGUUUUGGAAGAUUUGGGCGAAGCUGAGAAGAUCGGUGAGCCGAAGCCUCUGGAGGUCAAGCCGGAAGAGCAAGACCGAGCGCAACCAACCACCAUCUCCAGUAAUGGUUUCUAUGGAUCCAAGGUUCAAGCUGUUCCGCAACAGGCACCUCGAACUUCUUCAGCAGCACGGGCCCCGUCUACAUCUGCCCACACCACCAUCUAUCCCAUCGAGGCAAUCUCUCCCUACUCUAACAAAUGGACAAUCAAAGCUCGCUGUACCAGCAAGUCAAGCAUCAAGACUUGGCACAACAAGAACGGUGAAGGAAAACUCUUCAGUGUGAACCUAUUAGACGACAGUGGCGAAAUUCGCGCAACCGGCUUCCAGGAGCAAUGUGACAUGCUAUAUGACGUCUUCCAGGAAGGCGGGGUUUACUACAUUUCAAGCCCCUGUCGGGUUCAGAUUGCUAAAAAACAAUUCUCGAAUCUCAACAACGACUACGAACUUACCUUUGAACGCGAUACAUUAGUCGAGAAGGCUGAAGACCAAAAUGACGUGCCCCAGAUACGAUUCAACUUCACCACGAUUGAAGAUCUCCAGUCUGUCGAGAAGGAAACCACUACCGAUGUGAUCGGAAUACUGAAGGAAGUGGCUGAAACCUCUCAAAUUGUUUCGAAAGGAACUGGGAAGCCGUAUGACAAGCGGGAACUUACUCUUGUUGACAAUACUGGAUUCUCUGUUCGUUUGACCAUUUGGGGCGCCAGUGCUGUUAAUUUCAAUGUUGCCCCGGAAUCUGUCAUUGCCUUCAAAGGAGUGAAGGUUUCAGACUACGGUGGUCGUAGCCUGAGCCUACUGAGCUCUGGUUCCAUGAGUGUUGACCCUGAUAUCAGCGAAGCUCACCGUCUCAAGGGUUGGUAUGACGCGCAAGGCCGCACUGAGAUAUUCACCUCGCAUGCAUCACUUUCUGGUGCCACAAACUCGACUACAAGACCAGAUCAGUUCAAGACCGUUGCCCAAGUUCGAGAGGAGCAGCUGGGCAUGUCAGACCAACCCGACUACUUCUCGUUGAAGGCAACAGUCGUUUACAUCCGUCAGGAUUCUACUUGGUGUUACCCUGCAUGCCUCUCUGAAGGUUGCAACAAGAAAGUGACUGAGCUUGACCCUGGACAGUGGCGCUGCGAAAUGUGCGACAAGACACACUCUAAGCCGGAAUACCGGUACAUCAUGCCUAUUAGUGUGAGCGAUCACACUGGCCAACUUUGGCUCAGCUGCUUCGAUGACACUGGACGUCUGGUCAUGGGGAUGACCGCCGACGACCUCAUGCAGCUUCGAGAAGAUGAUCCAACGGCCUUUGGCGAGGUUUUUCAAGAAGCUAAUUGCCGCACCUGGAGCUUCCGGUGCAGGGCCCGAAUCGAUAACUUCGGUGACCAACAACGUGUACGCUACCAGGUAUCAUCCGCGAAAACCAUCAACUACUCGGAGGAGGCUUCUCGCCUGGCUGGAAUCAUUAGCUCUUACCACAUAAAUUAG
Penicillium chermesinum is the source of this 1821-nucleotide messenger RNA. Its product is annotated as replication factor A subunit protein RFA1. Gene Ontology annotation, biological process: nucleotide-excision repair; meiotic cell cycle; double-strand break repair via homologous recombination. Gene Ontology annotation, cellular component: nucleus; DNA replication factor A complex. Gene Ontology annotation, molecular function: single-stranded telomeric DNA binding; damaged DNA binding. The record is from RefSeq and is a predicted model, not a curated record. The transcript is spliced from 6 exons. Bases 1 to 1821 code for a protein of 606 amino acids. NCBI's taxonomy places the organism in Eukaryota, Fungi, Ascomycota, Eurotiomycetes, Eurotiales, Aspergillaceae.